Messenger RNA from Zasmidium cellare ATCC 36951, 660 nucleotides. RefSeq lists its product as uncharacterized. Lineage: Eukaryota; Fungi; Ascomycota; Dothideomycetes; Mycosphaerellales; Mycosphaerellaceae. The record is from RefSeq and is a predicted model, not a curated record. Bases 1 to 660 code for a protein of 219 amino acids. The transcript has a single exon.
AUGGCCGCCUCUCCCGCCGUCGAAGCCGUCAAUGGCUUCAUCAACCCCCCGACCGACGCCGAAACUCUAGAUCUCUUCGUCCCAUCCACCCCAACAUCCGUCGAGAUCGACGAACACAUUCGAAACCAUCCCCUCGCGCAGAAGCUUCGCACGCAGGAGAACAUGGUGGAGAGCCGACCGCAUUUGAAGAUCCCGCCUGCGAUGCGGCCACAUAAUUUGACGGGGGGUACGUUGUUGGGGGAGAACAAGAUCGAAGUGCCGCCUCUUACGUUCAGCGAGAAGGAUGUGGAGCUGCCGACUCUGGUGCAGUUCUCGUUCUUAGGUCCCGCGCUUUGUGGACACCCGGGGAUUGUGCACGGAGGUCUCCUGGCGACGAUGCUGGAUGAAGGGCUGGCGCGUGCUUGUUUCCCAGCUCUGCCGAACAAGGUCGGUGUUACUGCGAGCUUGAAGAUUGACUACCGCGUGCCGUGUCCUGAGAACAGCUAUGUUGUCCUUAAAGCUGAGACGACCAAAGUGGAAGGCCGCAAGGCUUGGGUGAAGGGGUGGAUUGAGCUGCUGGGGGAUGAAGAUGGAAAUGGGACCAGGCUCGUCGAGGCGGAAGCUUUGUUCAUUGAGCCCAGGAACGCAAAGGCUAUGGCUCUUGUGUAUAGCGCGACGUAG